GCUCGCUCAGUGUUAAAGAGGCGUCGGUGGAGGACGCAGUGGUGACGAACUUUUCGAUAAGUGAAACGAAACGAGCGCAUAAAGAUGGUGUGAAUAUAAAACAGGGGGUGUGAAGAGAGAUCGAGACAGAUAAGAGAAGCGAAGCGCACACACCGACGCCCGAACGACGAUCUUCCUACGAACGAACGAUCGACUGAAAUAUCAUUUAUUCAUUACUUUCGAGCCCCAUUUUUCCAAUCCCGCAACUUAUCCUUUCCUUUAUCCAUUUUCUUUUUUGACUUUCCGUUAUAUUUUUCGCUACCUCACCGUCACAUUUUCGACGACGAACAAACGAAUAUUGAACGAAUAACCGAUCGCUCAAGUUAUGGCAGCCACCGCCAUGGAUCCAGUCGACAUUGCAAACAUACUCGCGCAGGAACUGCUCUAUCAGCAGCUGGUAUCUCUGGACGGACUGCACAGCGGUGUGCCGACCAGGACGACGCCGACAUUAACGCCGACCACCCUCCGUAGUAUCGAGCAGACGUUCCUGGAGCUGACGAGCGAGUCGGCGUCGCACAGUCGCGAAGCCGGCUUUGUGCCGCCGCUGGUCGAACCGUCGCAGCCGACUCCGGCACAGACGCAAAACACGACGGCGACGCAUCUCCCGGCGCUGACGGCGACCACUCUCGUCGAGAGCCAGCAGCAACAAACGCAGCCGCAACAGCCGCAGCAGCCAGUUAGACGCAACAUGGGUGGCAGAAGGCCUACUAGAACGAUUGGAAUGAGUCCAGAGGAGGAAGAGAGGCGACAAAUCCGGCGCGAAAGGAACAAGAUGGCAGCGGCGAGAUGCCGCAAACGAAGAAUGGAUCACACGAAUGCCCUACUCGAAGAGACCGAGGGCUUGGAACAGAAAAAGCAAAGCUUGCAAGACGAAAUCCAACAAUUGCAGCAGCUGAAAGAUGAACUUGAAUUUGUUCUGGAAGCUCAUAGACCGCUCUGCCGUCGUUCGCUGCGUUCUUCGUCCCCGCUGGAUGUAAAACCCGUGAUAAAAUCCGACCUUUCGAUUGAGGAUCAAUUCGCCACCGACCCUGCAAAGGGCGACACGAUAGUGGCCGCAGCGAGACCGAACAGACCCAAUUCACUGCCCGUCGGGUUGGACAACAACAACAGACUGAAUUCCCUGUCGAUGUUCGUGGAGCCGAAGGAAAGACCGGACACGCUCGCUUUCAAGACGGUGGAAACACCGGCUUUCAUGAAGCCAUCGAUGGAUGUGGCCGCUAUGCCAAUCACCACUCCGACCAGCGGUAUACCAUUCAACUUUGAGUCCUUGAUGGAAGGCGGCACUGGCCUCACUCCAGUUUCCACGCCCUUGAUACCGUCAUGCUCGACGCAACAGAGAAGCAACCUGUCCGCCGUAGAUCUCAGCUCCCCGGAUGCGAAUCCUCCGAAACUCGUGAGCUUGUGACGCCACGACGACGAUGUGGUCGGCCAUGGGACGAACGAGGAAGAGGAUGAUCCCGAACGGGAGUACCAUGACGCGGAAGUUUAAUUUCUUUAACGAGAAACAGAGAAGUUUGCACGAAUUGUGUUCGUGCUUUUUACAACAAAAUUUUUUUAACUCGCAAUAAAAUCGCACUUUCUAAUAAAUUUUUAUUUUUCAUGAAGAAAAAAAAAUUAUUUUUUUAUAGAUUGUUACAAGAUCGUAAUUUGAAAUUUCAGAUGGAAUUUAAAAUCUAAAACUUUCAAAUAUUAAAAUUAUUAUAAAGAUUAUUAAAAAAUCUAAAUAGUUAUAUUUAGAUUUUGGUUAUUAAUAGUUCUUUUAUAUAAUUUUACUCUCUAAACGCGCGCGGUAUGAUUCUUUAUGCAUUUUAUUAGGGAAAUUAAAAAAUUUUGUUAUAAAAAAUAUGGGCGUAAUAACACGUUAAAUAUAAAAAUAUUUAACGUUUAAAGUAAAUUAGAAAUAAUAAACAAGUAAGAAUUCUUUGAAUUACGCUUGAUAUCGAACAACAAUUUGCAUAAUUCAAAGGUAUAUUUAAUAUAUUAUAGUAGAGCGGGUAAAUAAAAUAACACGAAUGCGGGCAUUUUUUUCACGCUUUUUCGUAAGUACGUAUAAAAAUCGUACAUAUAAAAAUAAAAAUUGUCUCGCUUUCGUGCUCACCUGCAUUGACAUAAAUAAGUUUUUAUACGCGACCGUCGUUUUUCCAGUCUCACACGACAUUAUAACAUUAAUCCCUCCAUACAAUAUAAUAUACACAUACAUACAUAUAUUUUACUAUGUAUGACAUUUUUGCAUGAUCUUAAGCAAUAUUAAUAUAUUUAUGCGCGACUGCUAGUUAUGAUGCAUAGAAGCCGUAAAUAAUUGAUGAUUUUUUUGAUAGAGCGCUAGUGAAUUCUGCUCCGAUUAAUUACUGAAAGCUUUCCGUGUCAUACUUAGCGGUCGCUGUUGAGAAUCAUAUAUGGAGAUUGUAACGCACCAAUGAUAAUGUUGCAAUAUAUUUUGAUUAGAUUGAAUCAAUAAAUUCAGUAAAGUGAAA
Messenger RNA from Linepithema humile (Argentine ant), 2513 nucleotides. It is a transcript of the gene kay, whose product is annotated as transcription factor kayak. Gene Ontology annotation, molecular function: DNA-binding transcription factor activity, RNA polymerase II-specific; RNA polymerase II cis-regulatory region sequence-specific DNA binding. The record is from RefSeq and is a predicted model, not a curated record. NCBI's taxonomy places the organism in Eukaryota, Metazoa, Arthropoda, Insecta, Hymenoptera, Formicidae. Gene Ontology annotation, cellular component: nucleus. Gene Ontology annotation, biological process: regulation of transcription by RNA polymerase II.